UAAAUUCAUAUUGCAUUAUUUGUGCCUUGGUUUCAACUAAUAUCAACAAUGUCAUUGACUCCUUUCUACAAAAACACCAUUUUAUUAUUCUGUUUUUCUCUGUUCCUUGUACUAUUUGUAGUACACAAAAAAUUAAAAACACACCUAAAGUAUUCAAUUUGCUAGUUUUUGCAUGAACUUUUACCAACUAUUCAUCAAUUGUUCUUAGCGAUGAUGAUAUUUGUUAUAAACAUAAAGAGAAUAACUAAUAUUUGAAGUGUGUUUUGAUAUGUAGUUGGUGAUAAUUAUGAUACGAUAUGAAAUUUGAAAAACCUGGAUAUGUGUUUUUGACUUAUCAUUUAUUUUACUUCCUCUGUUUCAGCAGCUUCUUCUGUUUUUUUUCUUGGAACUUUACUUUGGUAUGGAUAUAAAAUUCUUCACUGAUUUUUGAGUUCAGAAUCUUUCUAUCUCACACGGGGUUUCAGAAAUUUUGAUCAAUUUUAUUUGUUCCUUGUUUUCCCUACUUUAGUAAUAUUUUUAUUUGAGUAAAGAGUUUAUCAAAAACAUACUAUCUGUAGCUCACAGGAUGAGGGUAAGAUCUACGUGUAUAACUACACAAAAUAUAUUGUUGCUCAGGAAAAAAAGUUAUUAACUUUAUUACUAUUAUGGGGUUAAGAUUUUUAUCUUCAACUUUAUGUUAUAUUUUCUCCUUUAUUUGCUCACCAUCUCCACUCUGUCUUCCAUUCUGUAAAGUCCCCAAAAAUAAAGAAUAAAAUCUUCAAUCUAAAGUAAUAUUCUGGCUUCUCUAUUUUACUUUUUUUUUUUUUUAAUCUUUAUUUAACAAUUUGUUUUAAAAAAAUUAAUUUCUUUUAAAAAUGUUUAGAGUGGUUUCUUUGUGUUUACUCUUUGUUCUCAGAAGCUGUCCCCAAAUCUCCUGCAAAUUGUUUCUCUUUAAAUAAUUUAAAAUUCACCGUUGAAAACUCCAUUAAUGACUUGUUUAUAGAACUAAACUAUGUAUAGUUGACAUAUAAUUCAAUUUUUCUUUUGUGUUUUUAUGUUGACUUAAAUGUACAUAUAGUGUCUUAUACUCAAAACAUUAAUACAAUUUUCUUCCUUUUUCCCUUUUUCCAGCUUCAUUGGUAGUUUAUUGCAGCCAUGAAAACAGAGGAAAAAUUAUACAAGUCUUCGUGGACUAAAGUAGUAGUUAGGAAAUGGUUGAAUAUGAGGAGCAAAUCUGAGAAAUUUUAUUCAGAUCACAUAAUAGAUGGUGGUAAAGGAGAAAGAAGAAGGAAGAGUUGCUCAGACGAAGGUAGUUGCGCCGUCGUGCCGGAGGAAUUAUCUGAAAGUUGGUUGAUGAUGGAAAGAAAUGGAGGAAUUGGAGGAAUUGAAGUACCAGUAUUGGAGAAAGAGACAUCCACUACAAGCGAUCAUCAAAAUUUUAGGAUGUUCGUGGGGACAUGGAAUGUAGGAGGCAAGUCACCACAUCAAGAAUUGGACUUAGGUGAUUGGUUGAAUUCAACUGCACCAGUCGAUAUUUAUGUGCUUGGGUUCCAGGAAAUUGUCCCUCUAAAUGCAGGCAAUGUCAUAGGUCCAGAGGACAGUGGACCAGCUGCCAAGUGGCUUUCGUUGAUUCGCCAAGCUUUGAAUCGCGACACUAGCUCCCCUGAUCUUUCUCCUAAUGACAACAACACCCCAAAAUCCGAGGGAAAAAGUUCAUCCCCGUCCUUCAAUGACUUGCACCAACAACAAUCUAGUCCUAAACCAAGGGUUAGCUUCUCGAAUUUGAUCCAAUUCGAGAAUGAACUCGAAAAAGAUGAUUGGGAGAGGCUAUUGAGCAUGAAUGACGAUGUAUCUUCUAGUCCAACUUGCAUGUCGAAAAGAUAUAACUCUUCUGGUCCAGGGCAAAAUAGAUAUUGCUUAGCCGCAAGCAAACAAAUGGUUGGGUUAUUUUUGUGCAUAUGGACUCGUACUGACUUGUAUCGACACAUUAGCAAUUUGAAAGUUUCAUGUGUUGGAACAGGCAUCAUGGGCUAUCUUGGAAAUAAGGGUUCAAUAUCGAUCAGUAUGACAUUGCAUCACAAGACAUUUUGUUUCGUUUGUACUCAUUUGGCAUCAGGAGAAAAACAAGGCGAUGAGAUUAAAAGAAAUAACGAUGUCAUGGAAAUAUUAAGGAAAACAAGAUUCCCUCAUAGAAGGAUUAUCGGAAAACCGUUUCCUCCUGAUCACAUUUUGGAUCAUGACAAGAUUAUUUGGCUUGGAGAUUUGAAUUACCGGCUAGCAUCCGGUUGCGAGGACACAUACGAGUUGGUAAAAAAUAGUGAUUGGGAAGCACUUCUAGAAAAAGAUCAGUUAAGGAUGGAACAAAGAGCAGGAAGAAUAUUCAAUGGUUGGAAUGAAGGAAGAAUAUACUUUGCACCAACAUACAAAUACCUUUAUAAUUCUGACCAUUAUGUUGCUCAUACUUGUACAUCCAAGGAAAAGAAAAGGACCCCUGCCUGGUGUGACAGGAUAUUAUGGAAAGGUGAAGGACUAAAGCAAAUAUGUUAUGUAAGAGGUGAAUCAAAAUUCUCAGAUCACAGACCUGUCUACUCACUUUUCUCUGUAAAUAAUAAUUUAACCCAAAAGUACCACAGUGAAAGAAAAUAUUUCACCACCCUUUAGUAACCAAAAGCCCGAAAUCACUCAACAAACAGUGUCCAAAAAGCCCGAAAUCCUUCAAACAACUAGGUCAGUUACCCGGCCCAGCCCAUUCGAACUAAAGAGGAGUCAAGUUGAGGCUUUUCGAUGAAUGACAGUCUGACAUGUGGGCCAAGCAUGGCCCGUUCGAAGUUUCCAAAAAUUUUUAAUGGUUUUGGAGAUUGUGCAUAGUGAAUUUCGAUAUAGUCAAGUGGUUUUUACUUCUUGAAAGUCAGUCUAUUACCCUUCCUUGAUCUCAUGCUUUUUCUUGAUCAACAAUCAACUAAAGUGAUGUGGGUCAAGGUGUGCUAAGUGGCAAAUGUAGUGGAGCUUUAACACGUGGCAUUAAGAAAUGAUGUUAUUGCCAUGGCUUUGUUGAUAAUAUUCCAAUUGGUUGAGAAACUAAGCUCAACUUUUGCAA
Capsicum annuum is the source of this 3076-nucleotide messenger RNA. Its product is annotated as type I inositol polyphosphate 5-phosphatase 8. Gene Ontology annotation, biological process: phosphatidylinositol dephosphorylation. The record is from RefSeq and is a predicted model, not a curated record. Bases 1135 to 2640 code for a protein of 501 amino acids. The transcript is spliced from 10 exons. Lineage: Eukaryota; Viridiplantae; Streptophyta; Magnoliopsida; Solanales; Solanaceae. Gene Ontology annotation, molecular function: inositol-polyphosphate 5-phosphatase activity; phosphatidylinositol-3,4,5-trisphosphate 5-phosphatase activity; phosphatidylinositol-4,5-bisphosphate 5-phosphatase activity.